AUGGAUGGCCACCAGCAAAGCCAGAAGGAUCCUUUGGAAUUUGCCAGGAGUGAGUCGAAAAACUCACCGGAUAGCAAUUGGAUUGUGCAGAAGUUUGGAGGUACCAGUGUUGGGAAAUUCGCAUUGAACAUCAUUGAUCAAGUGGUAUUACCAAGUCUACUCGAACACCGCGUGGCUAUAGUCUGUUCGGCACGGAGUAGUUCAACAAAGGCUGCAGGAACCACGAACCGUCUGUUGCGAGCAGCUCGGGAUGCGGAAGACGCUCUAUCACAAGAAUAUGCUUCCCUUGUUGAGGCAGUCCGGCUCGAACAUAUCCAGGUCGUUGACGAUCAAAUCCAGUCUAAGGUACUCAAGUCCCGGCUCGUUUCAGAGAUAAACAACGAAUGCGACAAAGUACUUCGAGUCUUGGAGGCUGCACAGACACUAGGAGAAAUAAGCGCACGAUGCGUGGAUAAAGUGAUCAGUACAGGAGAAAAAUUGAGUUGUCGCUUAAUGGCCGCAUAUAUUCAAGACCGUGGGGUGGAUUCACAGUACGUGGAUCUAGCUGAGGUCAUCGACUUUCCUAUUUCGAAUCAGGGCCUCGACCAGGACUUCUACAAUAAUCUCGCUGCAGCUCUUGGCCGAAAGAUUCGGGCUUGUGAAAACAAAGUACCAGUUGUUACUGGCUUUUUUGGAACCGUGCCCGGGGGCCUCCUCGAUCAGAUUGGCCGCGGUUAUACUGAUCUCUGCGCUGCCCUCGUUGCUGUUGGAAUAGAUGCUAAGGAACUUCAAGUCUGGAAAGAGGUCGAUGGAAUAUUCACCGCAGAUCCCCGGAAGGUGCCUACUGCACGCCUUUUACCUGCAAUCACGCCAGCUGAAGCAGCUGAACUGACAUUCUACGGUUCGGAGGUAAUUCAUCCCUUCACCAUGGAGCAAGUCAUGCGCGCCAAGAUUCCAAUUCGCAUAAAGAAUGUUAUGAACCCAAGAGGUGAUGGCACCGUGAUCUUUCCAGACUCUACUUUCGAAUUGGAGAAGACAACUCCAGGCCAUGAUCCGAGGCUAUUCCGUACCCGCAGCCCUAGUCUUGUGCAGCGGCCUAAACGCCCAACGGCGGUAACGAUUAAGCACAAGAUAUUGGUGAUUAAUGUACAUUCCAACAAACGUUCGCUCUCACAUGGAUUUUUCGCUGGGAUAUUCUCCGUUCUCGACAGGUGGAGACUUUCAAUUGAUUUGAUCUCUACGAGUGAGGUUCAUGUCUCGAUGGCUCUUCAUUCGGAAAUGCCUCUCCUCAAUGGAGUCGGGAGGGAUGAAUAUCAAGUUAUUGAUGAAGAUCUCAAAGGUGCUUUGCGCGACCUGCAGCGAUAUGGUACAGUUGAUAUCAUCCCCGAGAUGGCAAUCCUUAGUCUUGUCGGGAAACAGAUGAAAAAUAUGAUCGGAGUAGCUGGCCGGAUGUUUUCUACCCUAGGUGAGAAUAAUGUCAAUAUUGAGAUGAUUUCCCAAGGUGCAAGUGAGAUCAACAUCUCAUGUGUCAUUGAAGAGAGAGACGCUGAUCGUGCCUUAAAUAUCAUCCACACCAGCAUGUUCACGUUCUUGGACUGA
Molecule: messenger RNA, 1578 nt
Organism: Aspergillus niger
Lineage: Eukaryota; Fungi; Ascomycota; Eurotiomycetes; Eurotiales; Aspergillaceae
Exons: 4
Coding region: 1-1578 (525 amino acids)
Biological process (GO): amino acid biosynthetic process
Molecular function (GO): aspartate kinase activity
Source: RefSeq, a predicted model, not a curated record